Messenger RNA from Trichosurus vulpecula (common brushtail), 4289 nucleotides. RefSeq names its product carnosine dipeptidase 1 (gene CNDP1). Gene Ontology annotation, cellular component: cytosol. Gene Ontology annotation, molecular function: dipeptidase activity. The record is from RefSeq and is a predicted model, not a curated record. The transcript is spliced from 13 exons. Bases 1 to 1680 code for a protein of 559 amino acids. Gene Ontology annotation, biological process: proteolysis. Lineage: Eukaryota; Metazoa; Chordata; Mammalia; Diprotodontia; Phalangeridae.
AUGCUCAUUGCUCCUGCCAGCCGGAGCAGCUGCAGGCAGUACCACCAGCCCUGCGGACAGCACUCACAGAAGCCCAGUGUUCAGGAUGAUGAGGUCAUCGUCCCACUGACACAUUUAGAACACAUCAUUGGCCCUGAUAUUGCAAAUGAAACAGAGUGGCAGUUGCAUACUCAACUGCAUGCUUCCUCCAUCUUCACAGUGCUUCUCCUUCUUGAGGGAGGGUUGUUCUCCUCUUCCUCUCCUCCCUCCUCCAGAAUGCUAGAGAAUAUCUUCCAGUACAUCGAUCUUCAUCAAAAUGAAUUUAUUCAGUCACUUAAGGAAUGGGUGGCCAUUGAAAGUGAUUCUGUUCAACCCCUGCCUCACUUCAGACAAGAAAUCUUUAAAAUGAUGGAUAUAGCUGCAGAAAAGCUUCGACACUUAGGAGCCACUGUAGAUUCAAUAGACAUGGGAUAUCAACAGCUAUCUGAUGGGCAGAACCUUCCAAUACCUCCCAUUCUUCUAGCUGAACUUGGUAAUGACCCGAAGAAACCCACAGUGUGUUUUUAUGGUCACUUGGAUGUCCAGCCUGCCAAAAAAGAGGACGGGUGGCAUACAGACCCUUUCACCCUGGUAGAAGUCGAUGGAAAGCUUUAUGGACGAGGAGCAACAGACAACAAAGGACCUGUUUUAGCUUGGAUUAAUGCAGUGGGUGCCUUCAGAGCCCUAAACCAAGAUAUCCCAGUGAAUAUUAAAUUCAUCAUUGAAGGAAUGGAAGAAGCAGGUUCAAUUUCAUUAGAUGAGCUGGUCAGAAGAGAAAAAGACCGUUUCUUCUCCAGUGUUGACUAUAUUGUCAUCUCAGACAACUUGUGGAUUAGCAAGAAGCCGGCACUCACCUAUGGAACCCGAGGAAACAUAUACUUCACUGUGGAGGUGAAAUGCAGGGAUCAAGAUUUUCAUUCAGGAACUUUUGGUGGCAUCCUCAAUGAGCCCAUGUCUGAUUUGAUGUCCCUUCUUGGCAGCCUGGUAGAUUCAUCAGGCCGUAUCCUGAUCCCUGGAAUCUACGAUAAUGUGGCUCCCCUUUCAGAAGAGGAAAAGAAGAUGUAUGAAGCUAUUGAUUUGAACCUAGAAGAAUAUCGAAAUAGUAGCCAAGUGGAAAAAUUCCUAUUUGACACUAAGGAGGAAAUCCUCAUGCACCUGUGGCGGUACCCAUCUCUUUCUAUCCAUGGGAUUGAGGGAGCAUUUGAUGAACCAGGAGAUAAAACAGUCAUACCUGCCCAAGUAAUAGGAAAAUUUUCAAUCCGCUUAGUGCCUCACAUGAAUAUUUCUGUCGUGGAGACAAAGGUGAAAAAGUACCUUGAGGAUAUAUUUUCUCAGCGCAAUAGUUCCAACAAAUUGAAAGUCACCAGGACAUUGGGAGUUCACCCAUGGAUUGCUAAUAUUCACGAUAUUCAGUAUGUGGCUGCAAGAAGAGCAAUCAAAACAGUGUUUGGAGUAGAUCCUGAUAUGAUACGAGAUGGAUCAACUAUUCCAAUUGCUAAAACAUUCCAGGAUAUUAUCCAAAAGAGUGUGAUGAUGCUACCACUAGGAGCUGUUGAUGAUGGAGAACACUCUCAGAAUGAGAAAAUAAACAGGUACAAUUAUAUAGAGGGAUCCAAACUGUUUGCAGCCUUUUUCCUGGAAGUGGCUAAGAUGCACUCAUAACUUACUCAAGCUUCCAACCCCAAGACUACUAAACUGCCAGACCCUACUGGACAAGGAUGUCAUCUAAAUACAGGAAAACUUUCCUCUCCAGCUAAGAGCUUGUUUAAAUCGCUUCAUUUAAAUUAUCUUGGGAAAUUUGGACAAAUAAUAAAACAUUCUGAAAGCAUAGAUGUUGAGAAUGUUUAAUGAUACUUGUCAUGUGGUCCUAAAGUCAAAACCACCUUCAGCAAUCUAAUUCUUAGCUCUCUAUCUUUCCGCUACAAAAACAAUGCCAGUUAAGUCCAUUUUAACCUUUUGAAUAGGUUGGGAACAGGGUAAUUACUUUAAUUAGUUUCUCAGUUUGCAAUCUGAUCAGUUCAGAAUUAGCCCUGAACCACUUAUGAUGCCUAACAAUCCUGCCUAACAAUUCUAUCCCUUUCCAGUCAGUCCUUACACAGCACUUACAAUCACCAAGAUUUCUUUUUAUAUUAUUAAUAAAAAUGCUGGUAUUCACCACUGACUAUACUGAUUUCCCUAUGGAUUCAUUUUCAGAAAAGUUACUAUAGCAUGGCAAAGUAUUAACCUCUUACCUCCAUUUCAUCUAUUUCUGCUACAUGAAAAGUUCUGAAUGUGAAAUGAUCAAUAUUAAUACCCCAACCACUUGAGAAUUCCUAUUGCAGUUUGAGUUUCUAGUUCAAUGCCUUCCUCCCCUCCCCACCAUACUGCUAUAUUAACUUCAAGCUUCAGGCUCUUCCACUAAGUCUGUCUAGAAGGGAGACUCAUACUGAGCAUUUGUGAAAAGUUGUAUUCCUGAUGUCAUGUCUAAAGCUAUAGAUAGGUUUACUGGGAAGCAGCAGAGUCCCCAUAGAAACCUUCUUGCCCCAUUGCAAAUUUUGCUGCUUUACUAUCCACAUCUAAAUUGCUAAAGGCUUUCAACAGCAUCAGUUUUAGAUUGAGAACUAAUCAACCCUGACAAUAGUAACACAUUUUGAAAUUAGAGCUUUCAGCUAGUGCUGCAUUCAUUAAUCAUUCUGGCUAACCAUCUAGUUUGGCUUGAUUGGAUUUGAUGGUGUAAACAGAAAGAAUGCAAUUAUUUUCACAGUUGAGUUUAUGUAAACAGAAAUCAAUUCAACCUUUAAAGUUACUGAAAUCAUGCUAAUGGAGAGGAAUUUAGAUUUGUCCCCCCAAAAUGCCCUCCUCAUAUUUUGUUUCUGUAGUGGUGACUUGCACAUAAUUAUUAUUUUUUGCCUGCACUAGAGCUUCACCCAAAUACUCAAAAGGAUUAAUGAUCUCACUGAUGUUAAAUUUUCUCCCCAAAUCCAUAUUGCAGUCCAACUAUUCCUGCCUCCCUAUCACACGCAGAGGCUUUUGUUCAUGUCCUCCCGUUAGUUUUUGUAAUAGAAGUCUACCUGACAUACUCAGUGCUUUCUCAAGUACUCCUGAUAACUUGAGGAUACCUUGUUUAUGUCUUGCAUGUACAUAAUUGUUUGCAUAUGGUCAUCCUCCAUUAGAACUUGAGCUCCUUGAAGGCAGGGACUAUUUUUGCUUUCUUUGUAUCUCCAGUGCUUAGUACAGUGCCUGGUACAUAGCAAAUGCUUAGCAAAUACUGUUGAUUUGACUUGAUGGAGCAUGUAGGUUUUAUAAGUUAUCCCUUAAGAAAGAGGAUUUCAUUCUUAAUUUUCCUCAUUUUCCACCCACCUCCCUACAAGUUCUACAGAAUCAUAAAAUCUCAGAGUUGGAAGGGACCGCUGAAGCUAUCUAGUCCCACCUGUACCUAAAGGAGAAUCCCCUCUACAGUACAUCCAGUGACUGGCUGGUGAGCCUUUGUUUAAAGAUGGUCUGUGAGGGAGAACCUCUUUCCUCAUUAGGCAGACUCACUUUUAGACUGCUCUGAUUAAGAAUAUGUUUCUUGACAUUAGAAUCUAAAUCUGCUCCACUGUCACAUCCAUCCAUUGCUUCUUGCUCUGCCCUCCAAAACCAAGAAAAGUCCGUCUAACUUCUCUUCUUCAUGCCAGUCUUUCAAAUACUUGAGAAGUUAUAUUUCCCUUAAGUCUAUUCUUCUCCAGGCUAAACAUGCUCAGUUCCUUAACUAAAACAGGUUCCAUCCAAUGAAAAAGGGAUGAGGAGAUAAGGACUGACCUUAACAUUGCUGAAUUAGUGUACUAAUUGUGUCACUAAUUAAUCCCUGAUUAGCAUGAAAGAGAGGUCAGAAGACAUUUUUCUCCACACCAUACACAUAGUGGCCUAUUACCAAACCAAAAAUCGGGCAUGUGGUCAUUUAAUAGACACUUCUAGUUCAAACUGAGCCUGUCCCAGAAUAUCUAUGACAUAUGGCCACAGAUCAUCAAUGAUCACUUAAAAUAUAUCUGUGGUGUUCUGUGCUAUAGGAAUCAUGGCAUCUUCUGCUUUAUAUAUAUAAACUCAUGGCAUUUGAGGACCUUCUUUGUAUAACUGAUUGGUGUUUAGGGUUCUCAAGGACUGAAAAAUGUGCAUACUACCAAAAAUACAAUGGAAAAUACACAUGCUAAAAACAUGACUGUUUACAGGUCAACAAAAGUUAUAUUUAUAAGCAAUGUUCUUUAAGGAGCAGAAUGAUUUUUACCCAGUUGGCACUUAAUAAAUGUCUAUUA